GCCCCCACUCCGCGCUCGGGAGCGAGGAGUCGCCAGCGCCCCCGCCGCGCCGCCGCCGCAGCGCCCUCCGGCCGCCAUUCGCCACCGAAACUUUCCAGCGCCCGCGCCCUCUCCGGGACUCGGCGGCGGCGGGGCGGGGGCGGCCCGGGGGCGGCGCGCGGCUGCUCCGGGGCGCCGGGCCCUCUUCGGCCGCCGCACGGCCGGGGUUCGGCUGCCGGCCGGAGGGAGGUUCGGAGCGCGGCCGGGCGCGCGGCGCCGCCACAAGUUGCGCUGUUCGCGGUGAGAUUUCUGUGAGGGUGGAGGAAAUCAUAUCAUAUUAGAUGCCUCGCAGAGCACCAGGCCCACCGUGAAAGGCUGGUCCCCGCAGACGCCUUGCCAUUUCUGUGACCGGAUGCUGGGAAGCCUGCUGGUCAACAGGUCCACACAUGAAGUCAUCAUAAGGAGCCCUGGCCUCCUUGCAGAAACAUCGAGGUGACAUGUAGCAUGACCGAGCUCGCUGGCGCCUCUUCAUCGUGCUGCCACCGCCCUGCAGGAAGAGGGGCCAUGCAGUCAGUCUUGCACCACUUUCAACGUUUACGAGGGAGAGAGGGUGGCUCCCACUUCGUCAACACCUCAUCGCCGCGAGGUGAGGCUAAGAUGAGCAUAACCAGUGAUGAGGUGAACUUCCUGGUGUAUCGGUAUCUCCAGGAGUCAGGUUUUUCCCACUCGGCUUUCACAUUUGGGAUUGAGAGCCACAUCAGCCAGUCCAACAUCAAUGGGACGCUGGUGCCACCGGCCGCCCUCAUCUCCAUUCUCCAGAAGGGCCUGCAGUAUGUAGAGGCCGAGAUCAGUAUCAACGAGGAUGGCACAGUGUUCGACGGCCGCCCCAUAGAGUCCCUGUCACUGAUAGAUGCUGUGAUGCCUGAUGUGGUGCAGACGCGGCAGCAGGCAUUCCGAGAGAAGCUCGCUCAGCAGCAAGCCAGCGCGGCGGCAGCGGCGGCAGCGACCGCAGCCACCACGACCUCAGCCAGCGUUUCUCAGCAAAAUCCAUCGAAGAACAGAGAGGCCACGGUGAAUGGGGAAGAGAACAGAGCACAUUCAGUCAAUAAUCACGCGAAGCCAAUGGAAAUAGAUGGAGAGGUUGAGAUUCCAUCCAGCAAAGCCACAGUCCUUCGGGGCCAUGAGUCUGAGGUGUUCAUUUGUGCCUGGAAUCCUGUCAGUGAUUUGCUAGCUUCCGGAUCCGGAGACUCAACUGCAAGGAUAUGGAACCUGAAUGAGAAUAGCAGCGGGGGCUCCACCCAGCUCGUGUUGAGGCACUGUAUACGAGAAGGGGGCCACGACGUCCCAAGUAACAAAGAUGUCACCUCACUGGACUGGAAUACCAAUGGAACACUCUUGGCUACAGGUUCAUAUGACGGUUUUGCAAGAAUAUGGACGGAAGAUGGUAACCUGGCCAGCACCUUAGGCCAACAUAAAGGCCCCAUCUUUGCCUUGAAAUGGAACAGAAAGGGGAAUUACAUUUUGAGUGCUGGUGUAGACAAAACAACAAUAAUUUGGGAUGCCCACACAGGAGAAGCCAAACAGCAGUUUCCUUUUCAUUCGGCCCCUGCCCUUGAUGUGGACUGGCAGAACAACACGACCUUCGCCUCCUGUAGCACAGACAUGUGUAUCCACGUGUGCAGGCUCGGCUGUGACCGCCCAGUCAAAACCUUCCAGGGACACACAAACGAGGUCAACGCCAUCAAAUGGGAUCCUUCUGGAAUGUUGCUGGCCUCCUGCUCGGAUGACAUGACAUUGAAGAUCUGGAGCAUGAAACAGGAGGUGUGCAUCCACGAUCUUCAGGCUCACAAUAAAGAGAUCUACACCAUCAAGUGGAGCCCCAACGGGCCCGCCACCAGCAACCCAAACUCCAACAUCAUGUUGGCAAGUGCUUCGUUUGAUUCUACGGUGCGACUGUGGGACAUAGAGCGAGGCGUCUGCACCCACACGCUCACGAAGCAUCAGGAGCCCGUCUACAGCGUAGCUUUCAGCCCUGAUGGGAAGUACUUGGCCAGCGGAUCCUUUGACAAAUGCGUCCAUAUCUGGAAUACUCAGAGUGGAAAUCUCGUCCACAGCUACCGAGGCACUGGCGGCAUCUUCGAAGUGUGCUGGAACGCCCGAGGAGACAAAGUGGGCGCCAGCGCAUCCGACGGCUCUGUUUGCGUUUUGGAUCUGCGGAAGUAAUCACAAAAUACCAUCGAAAACAGAAAAGAAUUCUAAUGACCAGCCAUGAAUGUGUAGGGUUGCAGCUCUGUUCUCCAAAACUGUACGAACUUGACUUGCGUUACAGUAUACUCUGAAACCAACUCGUCUCUGGCCGCAGGAGUCUAUAUGUUUUCGUAAUCUUCAUCAAGAAGUUUUUUAAAGGCAAGCAAAAACAGAAGCAAAUCAUAUCACACGGGGAGAGAAUGGUUUCCACUGAGGAUAUUCAGCCUGGGAAGCAGAAAGUCACCAGCUCGAGGCGUGUGGAUUGGUUUCCACCCGGAACAGGCUCUGUGAUGGCUGAAUGGAAAGAAAUGUAAAAAGCUGUGCCAAAAAAAAAAAGCAAAAUGCUGUGAUAAACCAAACAGGGAAGGGGGAAACCCUCCUCCUUGGGAUUUUUUUUUUGUUUUCCCUAACAAUUUGGACACUACAGUUGCUCUCACAAAGGAUGUUCAAAGACCAGUUUGUACCGAUGACAUGUGUAACUUUGUAAUCCCAACACUUUCUAUUUUCUAGAAUCUUCUUUGUUCAUUGGGUGGUUUUUCUAUCGGCUGGAAUUCUAUCUUCUGGGGGCCUUCCGUCUGAGAUGAAGCUGUCUUGGGCUUGUUGUUUCUUCCCUGUGUUGCUCCCUGCCCCUACCCCUGCCUUUCCACUCUGGUCAGCUCUGCUUUUUCAGUGCAGCCUCAAGAGACGCAGCCCAAUUCACAUGAAGACACAGUCUCCCAUGGACAGCUUUCCCCCUUCCGCCUUCUCCCACCCUCUCCUCCCCUCGCGCUCGCGCUCGCUUUCUCACUGGCGUGCUCGCCGUCUCUCCCCACCCACCCCAUACCUUUCUCAUAGUUGCUUCAGAUCUUAGGUCUCAAGGGCACUUUGGCGCGUAGUAAGUGCUUUAUGUAAGAAGGCAGGGCAGGGGGCUUUUUACAGGAGGAAAAAAAUGACUUAUAAGAGAAAGAGCCUGGAGUAUUUUUGGAAAAAAAAUAUUUUUAUGUUAAAACAGUUUUAAAAUCUUAAAAUGGCCAUCAGACAUAGAGAGCUUUGUGUGAUUCAUGUUUUCAAAAGAACUGAAGAAGCCACAGGCAGGGCCUGAGGGAGCCCCUGGCUUUCCCCUCAGCCUCAGGAAACGUGGUCAGGAGGACUCUGGCUGGACAACGGUCAGCCUUAGGGGUCAGCAGCGAGGUUGCACUGCAGCCAGUGAGGGAGGUCCCAGCCACGCCGCCUGGAAGAAGAACCUUGCAUCUUUUGGUGUGUACGCACCUUGGCAGCCAGCAGGAAAGCCGUGAAGAGCUCGGCUGGAUUAGGCGUGUUGGCUACGUCUUUCCCACAGCCGUAUAACGACCGAUGAUCAUUUCUCGAAGAGCAGGCUUGGCAAGUCCUUGCAGAGCUGACAUAGAGGCCCCCGCAUGUCACUUCGUCUAACGCUGACAGAAACGAAGGCAGAAGGAAGAUUUUCAGUUCCGAACAUGAAUUAUAGAGGUAGAACGUCGCUAAUAAUUUCUGCCAUCUUUAUAAUUUCUUUCUCUCACAGAAGACUAGGAGAAAGAUCUUUUUUUUUAAAUAAUCGAUCUUUUUGCUGUUUUUAAAAAAUUAAACAAGGCUUUGUGUUCCUAGAAGAGCUUCAUUUCAGUGAAUCUGGUGACCUUCAUCUGCUUGCUGUCAUAACCCGACACUGACUUAUUUUUUUCAUGAGCAAGGGGGAAAAGGCCGAAGGACAAGGGCCUCUUUUCCCAUUGGUUUUCCUGUGGGCAGAAGGGCUGAGGAAGCUGUCCCGGCCCGUGGGGGCUGCUGUGUCACCAGCAGUGGGUAGGGUGCAAUCUAGUGUGUGUUCCAGCAGCGAGAUGGUGUUACUGUGAAGGUGGCAUCCAUCUGCAGAGCCAAAACCCAGCCGUCAGGGAAGGGUCAGGGCUUCCUGUGGAACUUGGAAUGUGCCAGGACCACCUGCAAAAGCCAGGUUGCGUCGAUCAUUCUCAGAUCAUUGAUUGGCCUCCACUUGGGUUUGUGAAUUAUUCAUGCCCCAGAAGACCAAAAAGUGCCCUGGUUCUGAGAUGAGUAUCUUAUUCGGGCUGUUUCUGAAACGCUUAGCAAAGAGGGUCACAGUGAUGUGGAGUUGCCGCCCCCAUCUUUGAAGAUAGCCGGUGUCCCCGGAUGAGGUGAUUUCCCAUCCCAAGGACUCCGUGAAGUUUAGGGUACAGUUUGUUGGGGUCCGAACGCACUCAUCUCUGCAGAGCAUCUGCUGUCACAGGCCAGCCUGUCAUUAGACAUGGCUUGUGCUUGACAAACCAGAAACAACUGUGGGAUGGUGACGGUGGGAUGUGUUGCAAACAAUUCACUAGACAAUCUUCACAUGAAUGUCGGUAGCCAGGGUCUCUCCCAAGGGAUGGGUUUAGUCUUGAUGAAUGUAAACCACGUUGGAAUUGUUAGGUAGAAACCUGGGCUGGGAGGCCUCGGACCCCAGGCUCCAUCCCUGGCUUCCCCAGCCUGCAGCUGCAAGCAAAAUCAAGCAUGAGAUGCAGCUAGCAGUCACAUCCAUCCCCGUUCUCAGCAGGAUGACACCAUGGACAGCCGUUUCCGGAGCCUCCAGCGUUUGCACACCACUACUUAGCCUCUCUGCUGCUGGAAUGUUGAUAGAGUCAUCCCUGUAAUCAAGAAAUGGCCUGUGGAAUGUUAUUGUUCAAUGUUGUUUACAGCUCUUAAAACAUGGUGAGGAAUGCCUAAGUCUUAGUGACCAAACUUGACCUUGAAAGCAGACAUAGCAUGACAGACCUUCCUGGAGUCUUUGGUUGGGUUCAAAGUGACCGAGAGUCAGGUCCAGCACACACCUGGGAAAGGGAUGCUGCCCCAAGGGGGACCAAAAGGGCCGGACGUUACAGGGUGAAACCCUCUGACCCCUCGCGACACCGUAGGACUUGACUUUUGUUUAGUCUUUCUAAGAAAUAGAUCAUAGAGCCAAGUGAAGUGCACUUUGUCAAAUGUAAGGGUCUGCUUUGUUCUUGUUGCUUUUCUCUUUUGUAACCUUUUGUUCUGCCAUUUAAAAAAAAAAAAAAAAAAAGCUUAUGUUUCUUGUCAAAUGCAGAAAUGUUCCUUCCGCCACUCACUGAAGUUUUGCAUUCUGGCUUGUGCAGUUUUUAUUGUCUGUGUCAGACGUACAGCCAGACGUGUUCUCUAUCGGCAUUUUUCCUAUUCUGUUCAGAUGACAUCGACCACCGUUUCAUUCCCCCCGCCGCCUGUACUCACCCUCACGCUCUUUGAAGAAAAAAAAAAAUCACCUUGCGUGUUGUAGCUCAUUUGUUUCAAGAGAGAAUCAACAGAUCAUAUUCAGUGUCUUGAAUAAAUUGCUCUAUUUUGAUAUUAGA
Molecule: messenger RNA, 5570 nt
Organism: Chlorocebus sabaeus (green monkey)
Lineage: Eukaryota; Metazoa; Chordata; Mammalia; Primates; Cercopithecidae
Gene: TBL1X
Product: transducin beta like 1 X-linked
Biological process (GO): regulation of transcription by RNA polymerase II
Cellular component (GO): histone deacetylase complex
Molecular function (GO): protein binding; transcription corepressor activity
Source: RefSeq, a predicted model, not a curated record